UCGUUCACCAGUGGCGGUUAGGCCGUGAAGUGCAGUGGUACAUUUGGUACUCUAUUGGUGGUACACUGCUUUAUUUUUCAAUUUAUAGUUCUUUUAACUUGCUUCAAAAUGUGUGGAGAAAUGGGAAAGGCCGUGCUACGAGCGCUUACUACUGCGUUGUUGUGCGGUCUUGUUUCUGAUGCUGCUUAUUUACAGCGUUAUGACCCCUAUUAUCACGCUCACCAAUUCGAGCAAGCUGUCAUCCGUCAAAAACCUCUUCGGGAGCACGAGAAACCUCAGGAUCUCCGCAACGUGCCUGGCACUCCGGGUAUAGAUUAUCCUAUAUACCAUGAAGUCCCGGAGACGAGCUUCUCAUGUUCCAAAGUCCCAGUGCAUCCGGGGAUGUAUGCUAAUGUUGAGACUGGAUGUCAGGCAUACCACGUCUGCCACGAUGGCCGCGAAGGUCAUCAGGGUGCUUCGUUCCUCUGCACAAAUGGCACCCUCUUUGACCAAGCCAAGUUCGCCUGCGACUGGUGGUAUAACGUGGACUGCUCACAGGCCAUUGCUCAUUACAGGCUUAAUGCUGAUCCCCUGAAGAAUCCCUACGUGCCUAAACCAAAACCACAGGAAGAGGAGCUUCCACAACAUGGCCAUGCUGGCUUAGCGGGUUAUUACAAGAAAAUUAGAAUUUACUAAUUUCAUAUUUCUUAUCAUCUUUCAUAUUUGUGAUACCGAUUUUGAAUUAUUUUUGGUGGGGUCAUAAUUAAAUUUUCUUCUUUGCAUUAACUUAACACAAGCUUAACACAGCAGUUAAUCAAUUGGGUUGAGUAAUUCAAUUUCGUUCCUCUCUUUUCUUUAUGAUGUUUUAUAAUUGUAUUACAUUUUUCUUAAAUGAUCUCUCACAAUUUGAUGUACUUAAUAUUGAAAAGGGUCUUUUCGAAUUAAUUUAAAUCAUUCAGUAAACUUUUAUUGUAAGCUUAUGUUAAGUUGUAAUUGAAAAGUACAUGUGCAAAAGUAAAUACACUAUUUUAGAGUUUACUUGAGUACUUUGCUGGUCUUUCGUUAGCAUCUUAGGUUUGCAAUUCCAAUCUCGCGAGCUCACUGUAUCAUAAUUAUAAUUUAUAUCUCUAUUCUUAGUUCUAAGUAAACCUAAUGUUUAAGAAUCAUCGCAUCGCAUCAUUUUUGUCAUUACAACUUAUGCUUUUAAAUUAUACAUUUCCAUUCAUCCCAUUUUUUAUUUAGACAUUUAAGCUUCUACAUUAAUUUGGUUUUCAUUUUAAUUUAUCAAUGUUUACAUUGUAUCUAUACGUUAUAUCUACUAGAUAAGCUCUCUGUUUUCUUAGUUUUCCUAAAUUAUCAUGGCAAUGUUUAAUUAUAAUUAUAGAUAAUCAGGUCUUAUUGACAAAUAUUACAUGAGGGCUCUGCUCAAAGUGGUUGCUGCAUUCAUUCGUCCAUUCAACCGGUUUAUGAUACGCUGUAAUUCUACAAAGCGUACCUUGUAAGAUAAGGUAGAUUUUAAGAUUGGCAAUAGUUACCUUGUUAAAAAAUUGUACAUUAUGGUUAGAAUAAACGUAGGUUUUAAACUUUUGUUUUAUUGUAGUAAGAAUACUUUGUAGUUGAUUGCUUCAAACACGUACAUAUUCAAAAUAUACAAAUGUCGUC
This is a messenger RNA of Hyposmocoma kahamanoa, 1641 nucleotides long. RefSeq lists its product as uncharacterized. Gene Ontology annotation, cellular component: extracellular region. The coding region runs from base 109 to 675 and encodes 188 amino acids. The transcript has 4 exons. Gene Ontology annotation, molecular function: chitin binding. NCBI's taxonomy places the organism in Eukaryota, Metazoa, Arthropoda, Insecta, Lepidoptera, Cosmopterigidae. The record is from RefSeq and is a predicted model, not a curated record.